Molecule: messenger RNA, 1995 nt
Organism: Raphanus sativus (radish)
Lineage: Eukaryota; Viridiplantae; Streptophyta; Magnoliopsida; Brassicales; Brassicaceae
Exons: 4
Coding region: 1-1995 (664 amino acids)
Source: RefSeq, a predicted model, not a curated record
AUGACAGAGAUUAGACCCAUCAGUCUUUGUAAUGUAGGGUACAAGAUCAUUUCGAAGGUCUUAUGUCAGAGAUUAAAGGCGUGUCUGCCGGCUCUGAUCUCGGAAACUCAAUCGGCUUUUGUUCCUGGACGUUUGAUUUCAGAUAAUAUUCUUAUUGCUCAGGAAAUGUUUCAUGGACUGAGGACAAAUAAAUCAUGUCAGGGAAAGAUUAUGGCGAUCAAAACGGAUAUGAGUAAAGCCUACGAUAGAGUGGAAUGGAAUUUUAUUGAAGCGCUCCUCUCUAAGAUGGGUUUUGCUGCACAUUGGAUUCAAUUAAUGAUGGGCUGCAUCUCUACAGUACAGUACAAAGUACUUUUAAAUGGACAACCAAAGGGUCAUAUUAUUCCACAGCGGGGGCUUAGGCAAGGGGAUCCAUUGUCUCCAUAUCUGUUCCAUAUGUGCACAGAGGCUUUGGUGGCAAACAUUAAGAAGGCAGAAAGGGGGAAAUUAUUGACGGGUAUAAAGGUGGCGAGGGCUUGCCCACCGAUUUCUCAUUUGCUGUUCGCAGAUGACAGUCUUUUCUUUUGCCGAGCACAAAAGGAGGAGUGUCAGACGAUUCUUCGAAUUUUGAAAGAAUACGAGGCGGUGUCUGGACAGCAGAUAAAUUUUGAAAAAUCAUCAAUUCAGUUUGGACAUAAGAUUGAGGAAUCUAUGAAACAGGAUCUUCGGGAUGUUCUUGGGAUUCAAAAUCUGGGGGGCAUGGGAUCUUAUUUAGGAAUUCCAGAAAACCUAGGUGGCCCAAAAACACAGGUGUUUGGUAACACAAGGGGAAUGCAUUGGCAAUCAUGGGAUAAAGUGUGUAGCCCCAAGGAGGAUGGUGGCUUGGGAUUUAAGGAUUUUACGGAUUUUAAUACGGCUAUGUUGGGGAAACAAUUAUGGAGGUUAAUAGAGAAACCAAAUUCUUUAUUCUCUCGUGUUUUCAAGGGACGGGUGGGAACAGGAUCUUCUAUAUCUGUAUGGAACGAUCCUUGGCUUCCAUCCACUCGCCCGAGACCAGCAAAUAAAAAUAAUCACACUCUUUAUCCAGAACUCACGGUGGAUGCUCUUAUUGAUGCAACAUCGAGAACCUGGAAUGUUCAGGCUAUACGGACACUGGUGGAUCCCCUUGAUGCGAAAAUAAUUGAGACUUUGCCACUGAGCAGAUCAAGGUUGGAUGAUAGAGAUGGUUGGCACUUUACUAUGAAUGGAAAGUACACGGUUAAAUCGGGUUAUCAAGUAGAACGGGUUUACCCGGACAGAGAUAGAACACUACCAAUUUAUGGUCCCUCGAUCUCUACUUUGAAGGCAUUCUGCUGGAAAAUAAAGUGCCCACCAAAGAUGAAACAUUUCUUAUGGCAAUUGCUCUCAGGAUGUAUAGCGGUUAAAAAGAAUCUAAAGGCACGAGGUUUGAAGGGAGAUAUAAUUUGUGAUAGGUGUGGGGCGCCCGAAGAUUCGAUAAAUCAUGUUUUCUUCGAGUGUCCACCGGCAAUUCAGAUAUGGGCUUUGUCGAAAAUCCCAACAAAUCCGGCGAUUUUUCCAACACAUGCACUGUUUACAAAUAUGGAUCACUUAUUCUGGAGAGUCCAACCGGCACUGGAAGAUCAUCAGUUUGCAUGGAUCUUGUGGUAUAUAUGGAAAGCACGAAAUAAUAAAGUGUUUACUAAUAUGGACAUUGAUCCACUAGAGACCCUUAAAUUGGCGGAACGAGAGGCAUUAUUAUGGGCUGAGGCACAAGUUUCUCUGACUAAAGGUACAUAUAGUACUAUAGCACCACCCCAGGUGACAAUCCCAACCAAUCCGGGUAGAUGGUGUUUUACGGAUGGAUCAUGGAAAGACCAGGAUAAUUUCUCGGGGCAAGGAUGGUAUAGUACUUUGGAAGGAUUUGAUGGACUUAUGGGAGCCAGGAAUACAAGAGCAACUACUUCUCCAUUACAUUCAGAAAUGGAGGCUCUUAUUUGGGCGAUGGAAUGUAAUUAA